Messenger RNA from Eruca vesicaria subsp. sativa (arugula), 1998 nucleotides. NCBI's taxonomy places the organism in Eukaryota, Viridiplantae, Streptophyta, Magnoliopsida, Brassicales, Brassicaceae. The record is from the annotation of a GenBank genome assembly.
AUGGCUGGUUCAUCAACAAAGAGGUUUCCUCUCUACGCUAAGGACUAUGAGCUCUUUGAAGAGGUGGGAGAAGGUGUAAGCGCUUCUGUCUACAGAGCUAAGUGCAUUGCUUUAAACGAGAAUGUUGCCAUUAAGAUCAUGGAUCUUGAGAAAUGCAGAAAUGAUUUGGACACAAUACGGAAGGAAGUUCACAUAAUGAGUUUGAUUGAACAUCCAAAUCUGUUGAAAGCGCAUUGCUCUUUCAUAGACCGUAACACGUUGUGGAUUGUGAUGCCUUAUAUGUCUGGUGGCUCUUGCUUUCAUUUGAUGAAAACUGUUUAUCCUGAAGGCUUUGAGCAACCUAUUAUUGCUACUUUGUUGAGAGAAGUGCUUAAAGCUCUUGUUUAUCUUCAUAGACAAGGACACAUCCAUAGAGAUGUUAAGGCUGGGAACAUACUGGUUCACUCGAGAGGUGUGGUUAAACUUGGAGACUUUGGAGUUUCAGCGUGCAUGUUUGAUAGUGGUGAAAGGAUGCGUACAAGGAACACAUUCGUUGGAACUCCUUGCUGGAUGGCACCUGAAGUUAUGCAGCAAGUAGACGGUUAUGAUUUCAAAGCGGAUAUCUGGUCUUUUGGUAUAACUGCACUAGAGCUAGCUCAUGGUCAUGCCCCAUUCUCAAAAUAUCCACCUAUGAAGGUGCUGUUAAUGACCUUACAGAAUGCUCCUCCUCGCCUUGACUAUGAAAGAGAUAAGAAGUUCUCAAAGUCGUUUAGAGAGUUAAUCUCCGCCUGUUUAGUUAAAGAUCCAAAGAAGCGUCCAACGUCAGCUAAACUUCUGAAACACCCUUUCUUCAAACAUGCUCGGUCUACAGAUUAUCUCUCCCGUAAAAUUCUUAAUGGUCUUUGUCCACUUGGUGAACGUUUUAAAAAGCUAAAGGAAGCAGAGGCAGAGUUGUUUAAAGGCAUAACUGGUGACAAAGAACAGUUAUCUCAGCAUGAGUAUAUGCGAGGGAUUAGUGCUUGGAACUUUGAUCUACAAGAAUUGAGGAAGCAGGCAUCACUUAAUCCAGAUAAUGAAAUGUGCAGUUCAGAGACUCAGGAUGCUGGACUUGAUGUACCAAAAAGAAACCCAAUGAUACAAAGAUCAAGGACUAUGUCUUUGGAGAUGUUCAAAAUCUCAGACAAGGAUUUGAUGAGUGCGAGUAACAGUCUAACAAUAGGUCCAUUACUUCCUUCAUUUCGUCGCAAGUUCCUCCCUGCUAUUGGAUAUAAAGUUGGCAUCCUUUCUGAUGAAAGCAAAUCAUGUCGCCAAAGAGCUGUAGAGGCACUCGCUCUUGAAGAGCCAAAUCAACUAGAAGCAUUAGCAGUGGAUACCAAGGAGACACCUGCUCUUGAAGAGCUACAUCAACUAGAACCAUUAGCAGAUACCAAGCAAGCUCUUGAAGAGCCACAUCAAGUAGAACCAGUAGCGGAGAAACCAAAAAAUGGCUGCACAGUUAGUACUGUGAACAGCGCGUCUUGCACAGCAAAUGAAAUCCUCCCACUGUUACAGAGUCUCCUGGUACAGAAUGACAUUCAGAGGGAGAAAGUAGUCAGAUUAAUUAGAUUCUUUGAUCCAACUGCUGGUAAUGUCUCUCAUCUCAAUCAUGAAAAUACUUUGCAGAUAUAUCCAUCAAGGGAGAGAGAACUACAAUCUCAAGUUAAGUUCUUGGAGCAAAGUGUUGAGAUACUUGUAGAGGAAGUGAAGAGAAGGAAAGAAAUAAAUGAUCAGCUAGGAAGACAGAUCAGAUCUCUAACUAGUAGCAGCAGGAGGAGCAACAGCAGAUCAGGAGGUUAAUAAUAAACCAACUCUUUUUGUCUCUUCCAAGAGAAGGAGGAAGACUAUUCUUUUUGUGUAUUCAGUAUUUAUCAUAAUUACGUAGAAUAAUCACACUUUUAUUCUACAAAAUAAAUUUAACUAGGUUUAAUUUUCACAAACCUUGUUGAUGUAUGUAGAUAGACCCUUCCCAAAGAAUAAAAU